CAGAUAUGUAUCGAGCAGCACUACGAUCUUUUGAGCUGAAUGCUAAUAUGCUCAGAUUUCUGCAUUAUAAUACAUGUUUUGGCUUCUCUGAUCUGAAUUUAUGUGUGUGGUUUUGGACUGCCGAAUCGAAUCUUCUUUGUGUGAGGAACCAAUUAUUUUUGACAGCUGUUCGAAGUUAACAUAUUGUGAGGAAAAUGUCUGCUAUAGAAGAAAUAUUGAAAGUGAAGAAAGUGAGGAAUAACAAAGGAGAAGAAGUCGAUGUUUCGUCGUUCUGUGGAAAAGAUAAAUAUGUCGGUUUGUAUUUCUCUGCCCACUGGUGCCCACCAUGUAAAGGUUUUACACCUGUUCUUGCUGAAUUUUAUAAUAAAUUGAAUGCAGAAGGAAAAAAAUUAGAGAUUAUAUUCAUUAGUUCAGAUCGAAGUGCAGAGGAGUUUAAAAAUUAUUUUGAUAGCAUGCCAUGGUUAGCAAUUGAUAUAUCUGAAACUGAUAUAACAAAACAGAUAAAGGAGAAGUAUGGAAUUCGUGGAAUACCUAAUUUUACCUUAUUAGAUGGUGAAACAGGAGAAACCAUCCACCAAAAUGCAAGAAAUGAAGUGACCUCUGAUACCGAAGGAAAAAAUUUUCCAUGGAAGUAAAAAUUUAAUACAUGUAUAGGCCUAUGCAUAUAAUAUUGUCAUUACAAUAGUUGGUAUUUUUCAUUUUUGUGAUAAAAGUAAAUGGAAAUGUUGAUGUUUCGUGUGUAUGCACAAUGCAGUUAAUCUCAGCAUUUUUUUUUCUCUAUUUUUUCAAUGUUAUUAGGUCUGUUUUUCUUUGUUUAAGUUUAAACCAUUGUGAGUCUGUUAUUAUUUUAUCAUAUUGACAAUUAUUGUCGGAUUUAUUAUUAUAGAAUUAUUUAUUAACAUUACAAAUUUUCUAUCUCAAAAUAUAGAUAUUUUUAUUGAU
Messenger RNA from Lottia gigantea (owl limpet), 942 nucleotides. RefSeq lists its product as hypothetical. The transcript has 4 exons. The record is from RefSeq and is a predicted model, not a curated record. The coding region runs from base 195 to 635 and encodes 146 amino acids. NCBI's taxonomy places the organism in Eukaryota, Metazoa, Mollusca, Gastropoda, Lottiidae.